CUGACAUCUACGCUUGACAUUGACUUUUUUAUAAGAAUCCCAAUUUUAUGACUAAUUAAGCAAAAAUAAUUCUUCAAAAAUUUCAUAUUAAAUUUAUAAUAAUACAAAAUGAAUCGUUUAUUCGGAAAAGGAAAACCAAAAGAACCAGGUCCAAGCAUAACUGACGUUAUAUCAGGGGUGGAUCAAAGAGCUGAAGGUGUAGAGAAAAAAAUUAAUGCCUUAGAAAAUGACUUGCGUAAAUUUAGAGAUCAAAUGUCCAAAAUGCGAGAAGGGCCUGCCAAAAAUGCUGUUAAACAGAAAGCCCUUAGGAUUCUCAAGCAGAAAAAGAUGUAUGAAGGUCAGCUUGAGAAUUUAAGAGGACAGUCCUUCAACAUGGAGCAAGCUAACUUUGCACAUCAAGCAUUGAAAGAUACUCAAGUAACAGUAGUAGCUAUGAGAGAUGGUAUGAAAGAAAUGAAAAAGGAGUUUAAGAAAAUUAACAUUGAUGAUAUUGAUGAUGUACAAGAUGAACUAGCUGAUAUGUUAGAACAAGCAGAUGAAGUACAGGAAGCAUUGGGCAGAACCUAUAAUACUGUCGAGGUAGAUGAAGAUGAACUGGCUGCAGAACUGGAUGCCUUAGGAGAUGAGAUGGCUUUGGAUGAUGAUCAGAGCUACCUGGAUAAUGUUCUCAAUGCCCCUGAAGCACCUUCUACUAAACCAGAAGCAGCUGCAGCUGCUAUUGGAAAUAAAGGAACCAAGGAUACGGUACCAGUUGACGAGUUUGGGUUGCCACAGCUGAAGUAGUAAAUGUGCACAGAGAGGUUUAUUUACUAAAAACAUGUAAAGGACAGUUUGGUUAACACAUGUGUACAAUAUGUAAAGCUUUUUAUGUAUAUGUGUCAGUGGAAAAAAAUUUCUCUAGUAAUUAGUAACAAGUUUGCUACACAUAAGUACUCAUAGACAAAUUUGUAAGCGAAAAUGUUUUCAAAACAGCAAAGCAAUGUUGAAUUUAAAAAAUAUUUUUAUAAAUUUAUUGUUAAGUCAUUACACUCUAUAAUAUAGCUUUGUUUAUUUAGAUUUUUACUUUUGUUAUAUCCUUUAAAUAAAAUGCAUUAA
Messenger RNA from Diabrotica balteata, 1095 nucleotides. Lineage: Eukaryota; Metazoa; Arthropoda; Insecta; Coleoptera; Chrysomelidae. The record is from the annotation of a GenBank genome assembly.